GUACCGUCUUGUCUUUCGGACCUUGAGGGUACAUCGAUAUCACUCAGCGGGAUGUCGAAAGAAGUCAACCCUCUUGACGGCGUCGAGGCCUACGUGUUUGACGUCUUCGGUACUGUUGUAGAUUGGCUCGGUAGCGUGACCCGAGCUUUGGAAGCUUCUGCGCCAGAAUCUUUGAAGAAUGAAGACUGGAGCGGUUUCACGAAAGAGUGGAGGAAGGGGUACGGUGAAUACACCCGUCGGGUAGCCAACGGAGGGCAAGGGUCCAAUAACGCCGACGUCAUGCACAGAGAGAUUCUUGACGGUUUGCUCGAGUCUCCUCGCUGGAGUCAUCUCGCGUUUGUAUGGGAUGACGCCCAAAGGCAAGAGAUGGUCCAAAUGUGGCAUAAACUAGACGGGUGGCCGGAUAGCAGCAGUGGGCUAUAUGCGAUGAAGAAGAAAGCCAUCAUCGGGACCCUAUCCAAUGGAAAUGUACGUCUCCUUGUGGACAUGGCAAAAUAUGCUAACCUUCCUUGGGAUGUGGUGUUUUCCGGAGAGUUGCUUGGGUCGUAUAAGCCGAACCCCAAGACCUAUUUAGGAGCUAUACAUCAUCUCGAUAUCACACCAGAGAAGUGCGCGAUGGUCGCAGCCCACAUAUAUGACCUUCGUGCUGCAGCUAGACAUGGUAUGAAGACAGUUUACGUCCGCCGUCCGACGGAAGAUGGCGACGUCAGGGAUAUCGUCAAGACUAAAGCUGAUGGUGGCGAAGUUGAUGUCGUGGUAGACUCCUUUGAACAGCUUGCUAAAUUGAUGCCAUAAUUGUCCCCGCCACCAAUGAUAUAAUGACCCAGAUAUAUGACGUGCAUUAAAC
Molecule: messenger RNA, 847 nt
Organism: Dichomitus squalens LYAD-421 SS1
Lineage: Eukaryota; Fungi; Basidiomycota; Agaricomycetes; Polyporales; Polyporaceae
Product: haloacid dehalogenase
Exons: 7
Coding region: 52-795 (247 amino acids)
Molecular function (GO): hydrolase activity, acting on halide bonds, in C-halide compounds
Source: RefSeq, a predicted model, not a curated record